Messenger RNA from Chiloscyllium plagiosum (whitespotted bambooshark), 5410 nucleotides. RefSeq names its product ATPase plasma membrane Ca2+ transporting 1a (gene atp2b1a). Gene Ontology annotation, biological process: calcium ion transmembrane transport; regulation of cytosolic calcium ion concentration. The record is from RefSeq and is a predicted model, not a curated record. Gene Ontology annotation, molecular function: PDZ domain binding; P-type calcium transporter activity; ATP binding. Gene Ontology annotation, cellular component: intracellular membrane-bounded organelle; plasma membrane. NCBI's taxonomy places the organism in Eukaryota, Metazoa, Chordata, Chondrichthyes, Orectolobiformes, Hemiscylliidae.
UGGGGGAGGGGUUAGGAAAGGGAGAGAGAAAAAAGGAACUGCUAGUGCCCCUUCCUCUUGCUCGAGUUAGUCUAAUGUGUUCAGCCUGACUUUCUUCAUCCACCUGUUUGCAAUAGGCCUCGAUUUCCCCCACCCCUCCCCUACACACACAAACAACAUCCCCCUCCCUCCCACCUCACCAACCUUUAAUAAACAGCCUCAGGAUUGAUGGGGCUUGUGCUUGAAGCAGCCUCCAAGCGGGUCAGUCAGGAACUGGCCUGUUGCUGAGGGACAGGGGGAGGUAGGUAGCCAGCCCUCACUCGAGGCAAUAGUCUCAACUUUACCGCCCUCUCCCUCCCCCCACUUUCGCUUUAAAGCCGAGCUAAGCGACCGAUAUACUUGAAUUUGGGCUGCAACGUGACACUGAAACCGGGGACGGCCUCUACUCUUUUUAGUUGCGGUUGUUAAGUUUAUUUUUUUUUGGCUGGAGGUCAGAGGGUAAAGGGCAGAACCCCCACCCCCUGCCGGCAGCAGGUCCGCCCAGGGCUGUCCUGACCUGGAAGCAGGAGAAAAGAAGGGGGUGUUUAAAAACAAAGUUCUAUUAGUAGGAUUUCUUUCUUUCUUCUCUCUCUGUGCUCAGCUUCUAUAUGUCUCGCUGUCUGCAGGGGGAUUUUUUUGCACCAGUGUGUUUGAACUGGAGGAUUGCAUAAGUGAAUAUGGAAGCAAGUCUGUUAAAUAUUGGAAUUUUCAAGUAAUCACGUCAGAUAAUAUGCACUUUCUUUACUGAUCAAUGUCAUCUGGAGGAAUCACACUUGGAAUCUAGUUUGGCAGGAUUACUGCAAGUUUUUUUGCCACCUUAAGAUUUUACAUUAAGGAUUUUCAAACAUGGAUGAUAUGAAUAAUACAGUGAAGUAUCUCCCAAGAAAAACAAUUGAUGAUCAUGAUGAAGGGCAGUUUGGUUGCACGCUUGUGGAGCUUCGUGAUCUUAUGGAACUGCGAUCGAUAGAGGCUGUGCACAAAAUAGAAGAGUGUUAUGGAGAUGUCGAAGGACUUUGUACACGGUUGAAAACUUCACCUGUAGAAGGAUUAUCUGGAAAUCCAGUGGAUCUUGAAAGAAGACAUCAUGUUUUUGGAGAGAACUCUAUACCCCCCAAAAAAGCAAAAACAUUUAUUCAGUUAGUAUGGGAAGCACUUCAAGAUGUCACCUUAAUUAUUUUAGAGAUUGCAGCCCUAAUAUCACUAGGCCUUUCUUUCUAUAAACCUCCAGGGGGAGAUGAUGAAGUAUGUGGUACAGUAACAGGUGGUGAAGAUGAAGGUGAAUCAGAAGCUGGUUGGAUCGAAGGCGUUGCCAUUCUUGUUUCAGUUAUAUGUGUGGUACUAGUUACAGCUUUCAAUGACUGGAGUAAAGAGAAACAAUUCAGAGGUCUACAAAAUCGGAUUGAACAAGAGCAGAAAUUCACUGUGAUAAGAGGUGGCCAGGUUAUCCAGAUUCCUGUGGCAGAAUUGGUGGUUGGUGACAUUGCACAAGUUAAAUAUGGUGACCUCCUACCUGCUGACGGUGUGCUUAUUCAUGGAAAUGACCUGAAGAUUGAUGAAAGCUCCCUGACCGGGGAGUCUGAUCAUGUGAAAAAAGGCCAAGGAAGAGAUCCACUACUUUUGUCUGGUACCCAUGUUAUGGAAGGUUCUGGAAGAAUGGUGGUCACAGCUGUUGGUGUAAACUCUCAAACUGGAAUCAUCUUCACCUUGCUUGGAUCUGGAGAGGAAGAGGAGAAAAAAAACAAAAAGCAAGAUGGCGCUGUGGAAAAUCGAAACAAAGCUAAAGCUCAAGAUGGAGCAGCUAUGGAAAUGCAGCCAUUGAAAAGUGAUGAAGCAGCUGAUGAUACAACUGAGAAAAAGAAAACAAACGUGCCUAAAAAAGAGAAGUCUGUGCUCCAAGGGAAGCUCACAAAAUUGGCAGUUCAAAUUGGUAAAGCAGGAUUGGUGAUGUCUGCUAUUACAGUUAUCAUUCUUAUUCUGUAUUUUGUGAUUGAUACGUUCUGGGUCCAGCAACGUCCUUGGUUAACUGAAUGUACUCCAAUUUAUAUUCAGUAUUUUGUUAAAUUUUUCAUCGUUGGUGUGACUGUCUUGGUUGUGGCAGUACCAGAAGGUCUCCCACUUGCAGUCACAAUCUCUUUGGCUUAUUCUGUGAAGAAAAUGAUGAAAGAUAAUAACUUGGUCAGGCAUUUGGAUGCCUGCGAAACAAUGGGGAAUGCAACAGCUAUAUGUUCGGACAAAACUGGUACCCUCACAAUGAACAGAAUGACUGUUGUUCAAGCAUAUUUAGCAGACCGGCACUACAAGAUGAUUCCAGAUCCGGAGUCUGUUCCUGACAAUAUUAUGGACAGACUUGUUGCUGGGGUAGCUGUAAACUCUGCAUACACUACAAAGAUACUGCCUCCUGAGAAAGAAGGUGGCUUGCCACGUCAUGUUGGCAAUAAGACAGAAUGUGCCUUGUUGGGAUUUAUCUUGGCUUUGAAGAAAGACUACCAGGCAAUACGGAAUGAAAUUCCAGAAGAGAAACUAUUCAAAGUCUAUACCUUCAACUCUGCAAGAAAAUCUAUGAGCACAGUUCUGAAGAACCCUGACGGUAGCUUUCGAAUGUUUAGCAAGGGUGCCUCUGAGAUUGUUCUUAAGAAGUGUUCCAAAAUUUUAAACUCUAAGGGAGAGGUCAAAGAUUUGAAGAUUAGAGAUCGUGACGAUUUAGUAAAGAAAGUAAUAGAGCCAAUGGCUUCUGAGGGACUGCGUACCAUCUGCAUGGCCUUCAGAGAAUUUGAAGUUGAUUCUGAUGUGGAUUGGGAUAAUGAAAAUGAUGUACUUUCUGAUCUCACUUGUAUAGCUGUAGUUGGUAUUGAAGAUCCUGUGAGACCAGAGGUUCCUGAGGCCAUUAAGAAAUGCCAGCGUGCUGGUAUCACAGUCCGUAUGGUCACUGGUGACAACAUUAACACAGCCCGAGCAAUCGCAACAAAGUGUGGUAUUUUACAAGCUGGUGAUGACUUUCUGUGUUUGGAGGGUAAACAGUUCAACAAACGUAUUCGCAAUGCAAAAGGCGAGAUUGAGCAAGAACGUAUAGACAAGAUCUGGCCCAGGCUCCGUGUCCUUGCAAGAUCUUCGCCUACUGAUAAGCACACUUUAGUCAAAGGCAUUAUUGACAGCACAGUGUUAGAACGCAAACAGGUUGUUGCAGUCACAGGAGAUGGUACUAAUGAUGGCCCUGCACUGAAGAAAGCUGAUGUUGGAUUUGCUAUGGGUAUUGCUGGAACAGAUGUAGCCAAAGAAGCCUCCGAUAUAAUCCUAACUGACGAUAAUUUCACAAGCAUUGUUAAAGCAGUUAUGUGGGGCAGAAAUGUGUACGACAGUAUUUCAAAAUUUCUCCAGUUCCAGCUUACGGUCAAUGUCGUGGCAGUGAUUGUGGCAUUCACUGGUGCAUGUAUCACACAGGAUUCUCCGUUGAAGGCUGUGCAAAUGCUUUGGGUAAACUUGAUCAUGGACACGUUUGCAUCACUUGCUUUAGCCACUGAACCACCCACAGAAGCACUCCUGCUACGGAGGCCUUAUGGCAGAAAUAAACCACUAAUUUCUCGUACUAUGAUGAAGAAUAUCUUGGGUCAUGCUGUCUACCAACUCGUCGUUGUUUUUACACUCUUGUUUGCUGGUGAAAAAAUAUUUGACAUUGACAGUGGACGAAAUGCUCCUCUUCACGCCCCCCCUUCAGAGCACUACACAAUUGUAUUUAAUACAUUUGUCAUGAUGCAGUUAUUUAAUGAAGUGAAUGCUCGAAAAAUUCAUGGUGAAAGAAAUGUUUUUGAUGGAAUUUUCAACAAUAUAAUAUUUUGUACAAUUGUACUGGGAACAUUUAUUGUACAGAUCAUUAUUGUUCAAUUUGGUGGGAAGCCAUUUAGCUGUACUAAGCUAACAACUGAUCAAUGGUUAUGGUGCAUUUUUCUUGGAAUGGGAACACUAAUCUGGGGACAGAUGAUUGCUACAAUUCCAACAAGUCACUUAACAUUUCUCAAAGAAGCUGGACUUGGCACACAAAAGGACGAGAUACCAGAGGAUGAGUUGGAAGAAGAUAUUGAAGAAAUUGACCAUGCAGAGAGAGAAUUACGUCAUGGUCAGAUCUUGUGGUUCAGAGGUCUUAACAGAAUACAGACUCAGAUGGAUGUAGUGAAUGCUUUCCAGACUGGAACUUCCUUUCAGGGAGCUCUAAGGCGGCAACCUUCCAUCGCCAGCCAGCACCAUGAUCUCAGAGUGGUGAAUGCAUUCCGUAGUUCUUUGUAUGAAGGAUUAGAGAAACCAGAAUCUCGCAGCUCAAUCCACAACUUUAUGACGCAUCCAGAAUUUAGAAUAGAAGAUUCUGACACUCACAUCCCUCUAAUUGAUGAAAGUGGUGAUGAAGAAGCACCAACAAAACGUGAUACCUCACCUAGAUUAUCUCUCAAUGAAAACAACAAUGCUGUUGACAGUGGGAUCCAUCUUACAAUCAACACAAGCAAGUCUGCUACCUCUUCAAUCCCAGGAAGCCCACUACAUAGUCUGGAAACGUCUCUCUAGUGUAAGCAGAAUGUUAACAGACUAGAUCGAGUGAGCUACAAGAAAAGAAAAUUGGGUCUUUUUACACUGUGUGAUUGACAAGAUAUUCUUGUCUUGGACUUCAACAGAAGACACACCAAGAAUGUAGAUACUUAAGCUUUCUGCCAGACUAAGGGUGCUUUUGGAACUCCAAGUGACACACCAACCUGGUAUAAAAAUGACUUGCUUUGAGGAUUUGUUCUGUAACAGAGGAUGAAAAAUCAACUUGUAAGAAUUGUCCUGAGCAGUGUGUUAGCUGAACAUUUAGUUUUUCUUGAUUUUUCUGGAUGGUGUUUUUCAGGCCCUGCCUCAUUGAUACUUUAAUUUCUGCUACUUGGCUGUUAAUAUUUUUGAAUUAUUUAUGUUUUAAAUAACGCAGUUCUGUUUACAAGGUUUGUAGAUACUUCUGUUUGUAGGUAGGUGGCUUCCUGACACACGAUGCAGAGAAACUAAUCCUUCAAAUACUACUGGUAUUUUCAGGAAAAAGGGUGUUUCAAUUGAAACUGUACUAAAUAUGCCUGUGAUUUACUUGUUAAAUAUUGUAGAUAAAAAGCAUAACUUGUAGCCAAAUAAUAGAUAACACUACUAACAUACAAUACUUAAGCAUUGUUUUAUGGUCCCUUUCCCAAUGAAGCCCCUAAAUACUUGCACAGAUUUUUCAAUGAUUGUUUCAGAAUCUAGUUUCUGGGAAAUGAACUGCAAAGAUUUUCUCUACACAAAUGAGUAUGGGUGAAAUGUUAAGUGGAAGAAAACAGCCAUGUAUAAUGAGAUUCUUCAGAGUAUUUGUCAACUCAUCAAAUGGAUUAAAUCAAAUGCAUCAUAA